UUAUUUCUUAAAAAAUAAAACUAUUGAUAUUAAUUGACAUUUAUAAAUAAAAAACAUUAUUUUUCAUUACAGAACUCACCUUCUAAUACUCCAGAUGAUAAUUUCGUAGAAGAUAUAGUAGAUGAACCACAAGUAAUGUUAAAAUCUAUAUUAAAUGAUAUGGAUAUAUCAAAUGUUGUUGAAACUUGGAAAAUUUGUCAAGUAGGAGGUAUUUCUCAAAAAGAAAAUUUAGUAGUUCUUUUUAAUGAUGGAUCACAUAUUUGUACUUGUUUGGAAACAAUUACAAAAGGAAUAAUUUGCCACCAUUUUUGGAGAGUUAUGCUUUAUUCUAAUACAGCAAAAUUUCAUAUUAGUAUUAUUCCUAUUAGAUGGUACAAAGAUGAUAUUUUAAAGAAAUUAAGUAGUAGUAUACUUGAAAAUUCACCUGUUCUUACAGCAGUAGAAUCAUCUGAUACAGCAAUGCUACAUACAGUAGAUUUUACUCUUCAAAGUUUGAAAAAGCAUUUUCAAGGAUCUUAUAAUAACAAAAUUAUUCAACAAAUUAUUCCUAAAAGAAAUAAAUUUGGAGUAGCAUUUUCAACUGCAAAGACUGCAAUUAAUAUUGCAUUAGAAACUGGAUGUGAUAACGAAUUAGUAAAAUUGUUAAGAGAUUUUAUUUCAACUAAACAAAGAAGUCGAAAUGCAGUUGAUUUAGAAAAUAAUAUGGAAGUAGAAAAUAUUGAACAUGACGAAAAUCAAAAUAAUAUACUUCCUUUACAACAACAACUAAUUGAUAUAACAGCAGAUCCUUAUGUUACUAAAAUUCGGGGAGCUCCUUGUAAAAAAAGAAUGAAGAGUAGUAUUGAAGUGAUGGGAAGAAAAAAGGUAAUGCAUGAAACUUAAAAUCAUGUUAAUGUACAAGAGACUGAUAAUAGUGGAGGAACAUCAAAGUCGCAACGAAAAUGUUUGUUAUGCAAAAAACCGGGACAUUAUCAAAAGAAAUGUCCAAGUAUAAGAGAGUAAGACAGCAAGUGUGAUGUUAAUGUAACGAUAAGAUGCAGUGCAUGAUAUAUAUAGAGCGAACGAGAAAUUGUACAAUGUUGCGAUACGUUUUUUAGGGGGAAGAGAAAAAUCUAUAUAAAGAACUGCUGUCCACAGGUGGGUGGAAAUUUUUUUUUUUAUUCAUUGCUUCUAAUGAAACUUAAUCAUUUUUUACUCAAUAAUCAUAAUAAAAUAUUCAUUAGAAAGAGG
Molecule: messenger RNA, 1230 nt
Organism: Rhizophagus irregularis DAOM 181602=DAOM 197198
Lineage: Eukaryota; Fungi; Glomeromycota; Glomeromycetes; Glomerales; Glomeraceae
Source: RefSeq, a predicted model, not a curated record